CGACUUAACAAAAAAGUUUCGAGAUCUAUUGCUAGAGACGCCAAAAUGGAAAGUUGCUAAGAGAGUUACAACAAGUGAACUAUAUUACUGGAAACAAGAAAACAAUUGGAAAUUGAUGACAUAUCAUUGUAAAACUUAAAAGAACAAGACAAGUCAAAGAAUAUCAAAGGAAUACACCAAAGUGAAGGAAACAGCACAACCUGACUGUGUCUUGAGGACUAGAAAUACUUAUCUGCUACAAUUUUACCACGAAUUUUACAUUUAAAUAUACUUUACCGCAUUUUUGAGAAACUUUAUAUCUUGUGGAUUUUUCCGAAGGAUGGCCAACUUAUCACUUGUCUUAUUUUUCACUUGGAUAAGUGGUGUACUUGGAACAGCUUCACAGAAUUCUCGCUACACAUGGCCACACUUUGACCGAGAAGUGACUCAAAUUCCAAAACUACAUGAGCGCUUACUGGAAAACUUCAAGACCAGCAAGCCACAACUGCCAAUGGUAUUGAUGCGACCGUGCUUACAGAACCCUUGCCACAAUGGUGGUCGAUGUACGUAUGACAUUAGGCACGGUGUCCGCUGCCUCUGCACGCAUUUAUAUGUUGGUGAAAACUGCGAACACUUACUUCCACCACCGUCGAAUGUUACGAUGACACAGGCUUCAGCGGACUCCGUGACUGUGGCCUGGACAGGGCCAAAGGUACCGAUCAAGAUUUCAGGAUUCCGCGUGCAAUAUAAUAUGUUUGGCGAUGGAUUAACGUUGUACAGCCCUUUGAUUCAUCCAAGCGUCUAUAAUUACUCUAUCACAGGAUUACUUCCACGAACCCAGUACACAGUGUGUGUCAACAUUGUACUCCAUAAUAUUACAAUGCGCGAGGCUAUCUUACGUGAACAAUGCAUGGAGAUUAUGACAACCGAUGAGUAUAUUUCCAAUCUCAACUGGAAAACAGUCACUGUCCUGGCUGCAAUAUUAGUUUUUAUAUUUGCUGUAAUACUAAUAAUUGCGUUGAUGAUUCAACGACGAAGACUUCUGAAAUACUACAUACGCACUGUGAAGAUUACUCCCCCACCAGCAGAGCUUACGAAAAAAAUCGAGAUCACGAAACUAACAAAUCCAAAUGUUAUAUCAAACACUCUACCAAUGCAUAUAAAGACAACUGUAUGUAAUGGGGAGUUACCGAUUUUACGCAAAGCAGAAACACAAACGUGUGAUCUAGAUCGCGUUGAUGUUGUAGACCAGCAGACACAAACACCGCCGUAUGUUGAACGACAUACAAAACCACGUCGUGGGAAACCACUAAGCUCGUGUAGCGGAUAUUCGUCAAAUUCAUCAAACUCUUCAUCAUCGGUAAGGUACACAAGUUUGCCGAGUAGCUACCCAUUUCAAAAUAAUCCACCGGUACCAAAUCAUAUCAACAUUAAUAUAGAUGAGAGAAAGUUGUCAUUUAACGUUGCGGCUAAGAGUGACACCACACAAAAACAUGUGAGCAAAGUGUCACAACGCACAAUGUUCACCACCACAACCAAAUUAGAGACAAAGGAACGAGAGAAUGAGGAUAGUGAUAAUGACGCACCUGUACCGUACUUCUUGCCGAGAUUUAACACUUUAUACAAAUCAAACAGUCUUCGGGGUGUGAUGGAUUGUAACCAAUGCUAAAUUGGGAAUGAAAUGUUGAACUAUGGGAUAGUUAAAUCUAUACUGUACUGUACAAUAAAUUUGAUAAAAUACAAACUUUAUCAUGUGUGUGUGUGUGUGAUGUAUGUAAAAUUAAACAAAGAAUGAAUGAUGAAAGUUCUGCUAGUUAUUUAUAUUAAAAGAUGCGUCACUGUCUAAAUAUAGAAAACCCUCUUUUUAAAAAUCAAAUGGACACUGAAAAACUAAUUUUAUUAUUAUCAACUUUCAAAGAUACAAAGAAAUUAAAUUGUAUUUUUUAAUUGUUUUUAGCAUCAAUAGUGUUUUGAUAUCCAAUUAACAGUAAAAAUAUGCUGCAGAAUUGUGUGUGUAUAAAUUAUGAACAUCAGAGUUAUGAAGUUUAUUAUUGUAUAAUUUGUAUAGAGCACGUUAUUAAAUUUAUUAUUAAUGAAUCAAAAACAUCUUUCACAAUAUUAUUAUUUUAAAAAUAUGAAUAUGCACAGAAUAAGAUUAAACAUGAAUAGUUAUAUUUGUCUGCACAUAUCGUAGGCCUAUGCAUAAAAAUAGGAGACAUGUCUCUAAUAUUCGUGCAUGCAAAUGCUAUGUUGCAGCAUUUUUACUUGCGUAUAUCUGGUAGGAGGAGUGUUUGGUGACGGGCAUGUUUGGUGGUGUGUGUGUGUUGGAUGGUGGGCAUGUUGGGUGUUGGAUGUGUUUGAUAGUGGACAUGUUGAGUGGUGGGCAUGUUGGGUGGUGGUAAAACAUCUGCUGUUGUAAGUAGCAUUCUAAUGCAGUAAUUUGUGUACAUAACAAUACAGUUGCCUAAUGCAUUGUUAUAAUAUAGCAACCUACACAUCAUAUAUUUAUUAGAGUAUCAUCAGAAUUUAGUUUAAAAAUAUCUCAGUUUCACACAUGAUACUUCUUUUUUGAAAGAUGCAUCAUUAGAACUAUAAUCAUGAGUUUUUACUGAAACUGAGCAGAAUAUAUUACAAAUAUUUAUCACCUAAAAAACAGGUGUGAACAGACCUUUAAAUAAUCUCUUAGAAGUGUAAAGUUGGUGAAAAUGUAAAAUGUUUGAAUAUAUUUGUUAAUAAAGAACAUUGUCUUACAUGA
Anneissia japonica is the source of this 2734-nucleotide messenger RNA. RefSeq lists its product as uncharacterized. Bases 320 to 1648 code for a protein of 442 amino acids. Lineage: Eukaryota; Metazoa; Echinodermata; Crinoidea; Comatulida; Comatulidae. The record is from RefSeq and is a predicted model, not a curated record. The transcript has 3 exons. Gene Ontology annotation, molecular function: protein binding.